Molecule: messenger RNA, 1259 nt
Organism: Hibiscus syriacus
Lineage: Eukaryota; Viridiplantae; Streptophyta; Magnoliopsida; Malvales; Malvaceae
Product: probable serine/threonine-protein kinase PBL28
Exons: 6
Coding region: 41-1228 (395 amino acids)
Biological process (GO): protein phosphorylation
Molecular function (GO): ATP binding; protein kinase activity
Source: RefSeq, a predicted model, not a curated record
AAAAAAACUCAUCUUUUAUUGAGCUCCUUGUCAUCUGUUUAUGACGCCAACUCAUUUCUUCAUAUUCUUUGUCCAGUUGUUUGUUGAAUGUAAUAAAAGCUGUCGUUCCGAUCAUCAAACGGAGAUAAAUCGGGCCAAGGAGGAGAGACAAAUGCCUUUAGGUUUAAUCUCGGCAUGGAACAAGCGCCGGAGAAGCAAGCCCCGGAAUCAUACUGAUCCUUGGAUUUAUAAACCAGCAGAGUACUGGCAAAUCGAGGAUCAAACACCUGGACCGACGAAGAGACGCCAUGGAUCAUCGGUUUUUACACUGAAGGAGAUGGAGGCGGCGACAUGCUCAUUCAGUGAUGAGAAUCUGCUCGGCAAAGGAGGAUUCGGCCGAGUCAACAAGGGCACCCUGAAAACAGGAGAGGUUGUUGCGAUCAAGAAGAUGGAGUUGCCGCCGUUCAAAGAAGCUGAAGGAGAACGCGAGUUCCGUGUAGAAGUUGAUAUCUUGAGCAGACUCAACCAUCCGAAUCUGGUUUCGUUGAUAGGUUAUUGUGCAGACGGGAAGCACCGGUUUCUAGUCUAUGAAUACAUGCGAAAAGGGAACCUACAAGAUCAUUUAAACGGUAUCGGUGAAACAAAAAUGGAUUGGCCUUCAAGGCUGAAAGUGGCACUUGGUGCAGCCAGGGGACUUGCUUAUCUCCAUUCUAGUUCUGCUGUUGGAAUCCCAAUAGUUCACAGAGAUUUCAAGUCCACCAAUGUUCUUCUAAGUGCCAACUUCGAAGCAAAGAUAUCGGAUUUCGGACUUGCCAAACUGAUGCCAGAGGGUCAAGAGACUUGCGUGACGGCCAGAGUUCUCGGAACAUUCGGAUAUUUCGAUCCCGAAUAUACAUCGACCGGGAAACUAACUUUACAAAGCGAUGUUUAUGCAUUCGGCGUCGUUCUUCUAGAGCUAUUGACCGGACGCAGAGCUGUCGACAUAAAUCAGGGGCCAAAUGAUCAAAACCUUGUACUCCAAGUUAGGCACAUAUUGAACGACCGGAAGAAGUUACGGAAGGUGAUCGAUCCGGAGAUGGCUCGAAAUUCAUACACCAUUGAAUCUAUAGCCAUAUUCGCAAACCUAGCAUCACGUUGUGUCCGUAUCGAGAGCGGAGAGCGACCCUCGAUGUCGGAAUGCGUGAAGGAACUCCAAUUGAUUUUCUGUACAAAUGCAAAAGGCCUGGGUGUGGGUUUCAGGAUGGGUUGACGUUGUAUCAUUUCAGCAAUAAGGAUGCACC